CAAUCAGAAUGGUCGCAAAUCUAACUCAUUCAGAACUGGAUUACUUUGAAAAAUUAGCAACAUUAAUAUCAGUAUUAUCAAUGUGCUCAAUAUGUGAAGGUAUCGGAUGUGAAGGUUUUUACAAAGGGUGCUGCCCGGGUUCUUCAUGGAAUACAGUGACUCAACAAUGUGAAAAAUGUAUGCCAGGUUACAAUGGGAUCAACUGUACAACUGUGUGUCCUUAUCCUCUGUAUGGAGUAGAUUGUCAACAAUUAUGCAACUGUACCAAAGACUUAUGUAAUGUUUCUAAUGGAUGUGUUGGUCCAACCACAGACGACAAAAUGACAGCAACACGAUCAACUUUCCACGCCAUACAGAACUUUUCGCUUGUUGUAGAAAACAACACCUUGUCAAUAGAGAACAACAAAACAGGCACUAUUUAUCAGCAGCCAAGGACAGUAAAUACCAAUAUACUCAUGUGUAUUCAAGUUUUUGGAUAUGUUGACAUAUUUUUAAUCUGCGCAUACUUCGCAUUGUGUUUAUAUGAUCGACAACACUGGACUACUGGCAUGGAAACAAAUCAUAAUAAUGUUCCCGGAAACAAUUCAACAUACGAGAAUGCUGAAAUAGUUUUCCUCUCAACAACAAGAAACCAACUAUAGUAAUGUUUCAUUGUUAUACGUGUUCAGUUAGUGCGCGAUUGCCAUUUAAUAUUGACUAUGUAUGUUAUAGCACUUAAAUCUUGUAUAUACCAACUGGUGAACUAAAGUAUAUUUUCUUAGUUAGUUGAGUUUAUUCCCUAGGUACUUUUCCUUAAAAUAAUAUGGAUAAAAAAAAUGAAAAUGUAUGAGUACAAUGCAAAACAUUUGUUUAUUUGAAGAAAAAUCUACAGAGUGUCAUUUUUAUUCUUUAAAUUGAAAA
Molecule: messenger RNA, 900 nt
Organism: Magallana angulata
Lineage: Eukaryota; Metazoa; Mollusca; Bivalvia; Ostreida; Ostreidae
Product: platelet endothelial aggregation receptor 1-like
Exons: 4
Coding region: 9-641 (210 amino acids)
Source: RefSeq, a predicted model, not a curated record